UCUCCAGAGUUUUAAGAGAUUUCUUUGACAAUUUUCUCACCGCUCUGUUGUAACCAGCAAACGGAGGCAUUCAUUCUCUGGACGAACCAGAUUGUGCAUCCAAUACAAAUUAUGCACUGUCAAUAUGUUUAAAAUAGCAAUAUGCUUAUAAAAGCAAUUUGCUGAACAAUGUUUGAGUUAUUUUUAUUUGGGAUGCAUGAAUUAAACUAGCCAAUAAACACCAGCAAUACAUCUACAUGGGAAAGUUGCAUGAUUCCAUCUGAAAAACAAUUUGUUGUGAACCAGACAUUCCCCCUAAAUGCCUGUGCACAUAUCUAAUUAAUGGGGAAAAAAAUCUAGACCGCCAUGAAAAUGCAAACUUGAUGAUCUUCAUGCUGCAGCAUUAAGAAAAAGUAGCUCCCGAUAACCCGUGGGAGAAAAAAAGGCACGAGGAUAGCUAGGGGAGAACAACUAAUUAACUUUGAAAUACAUAUAGUAAUAAAUACCACAAUUCGACUAUACAAUAGAAGCAUUUUCUAUCGGAGCUGUGUGUGUUUUUUUGGUUUUGUAUCAAUCCGCCGCACAUCCCUAGCCUGGAGCUACCAUCAACACUUUACACCACGAGGUUUAAUUAGUUUCUUAAAUUUCCAAACAAUUUCUUUCUUUCAUGAAAUACUCAGUUAUGAAACUCAUUCAAGAAAUUACAAAAAGUAGGUCAGAGUCAUAUAAAGUGAUAUCUGAACUUACCUGAACUCACCUUUUAUGAUGCUAGGUUAACGUUAACGAAUGACGUCACUGGUCCCGCCUUCUCAACCUUAAAGGCACAGUACACAUUAAAAAAAGUUUUUAAUCCUAAAACGAAUGAAAACAGAGAAGGUUUAUAAGUUAUAACAAAUUGUGUGAUUUGUAAAUAGUAAUACAAUGUUUUGAAUAAAAAAAAUGUAACAAAAAAUCACAAAAAAACUUUGUUAAAUUUUAUACAUUUCGUUAAUAUAUACAUGGAUGCAGCAAGAUAAAUGUUUGCUGUCCAUAAAGUUCGGGAUUAAAAUUCGUUGCAGGCACUUUGUACAGGAGUCACUUUUAUAUUUCCAGAACAGUUUAUGCGUGCGUGUGUACGUGCGUGUUGGGAGUCAUCAGUCCCACCUCUCGUGAGGAUAGGACACCUCUGUGGCUCUGGACAGAUAACAGAGGCCUGCUGAAUGGAAAAGUGACACAACGUUAACUUGGCCGCUCAACAGGGGGAGUUAACCUGUAGCAAAGAGUUUGGUUAAUCUUGUACGUGGCUGCGGGCCUGAAAGAGCUGCCUGCCCUGCUCCUCUCAGACAGUCUGCGGCUUGGCUUUAACUGAUCGGAGGCGAAACACCUUCAGUCUGGGGAUGAAAAUAUCAGUUUUGUCCAAGAAGCUGUGGUGCGUCCGCAAGCAGCUGAUCAUCCUGCUCACGCCUGUCAUUUUUCUGCCACUGCUUUUUACUCUUCCGGAAAAGGAGGGAAAAUGUCUUUACGUGGUGGUGCUGAUGGCUCUGUUUUGGUGCACGGAGGCCCUUCCUCUGGCUGUCACAGCCAUGCUUCCAGUCUGCCUCUUCCCAACACUGGGGAUUCUCCCUGCCAAAACAGUGUGCCCUCAGUACUUCAUUGAAACCAACUUCCUCUUCCUCAGCGGGCUCGUAAUGGCAUCGUCUAUUGAGGAAUGGGGCUUGCAUCGCAGGAUUGCCCUCAAGGUCCUCAGCAUAGUUGGAGUCAAACCAGCCUGGCUGAUCCUGGGAAUGAUGUUGACUUCAUCCUUCCUGUCCAUGUGGCUCAGCAACACCGCCACAACUGCCAUGAUGCUCCCCAUUGCUAACGCCAUUCUGGAGAGCCUUUUUGGAGACCUGGAAACCCUAAAGCUAAAGUGCAAGUCUCCUGAGGAUUACGACACUGCUGCAAUAAAUGGACAGCCUCCUGUGAAGCUGCACUCACUGCCCUCGGAGAAACAGAUCCUGUCAGUGGAUGGGACGGACGCCACAGAGCAGGCCGACCACUUGACAGCCGAGGAGAUCCGAUCGGAGUCGGAGUAUCAGCUGAAAGUGUGGAAGGGCUUCCUGAUCUGUAUUCCCUACGCUGCCAGUAUUGGAGGCACUGCGACCCUGACGGGCACCGCACCCAACCUCAUCCUAAUUGGACAGCUGAAAAGCUACUUUCCAGACUGCGAUCUUAUCAAUUUUGGCUCUUGGUUUGCAUUUGCGUUCCCUCUCAUGCUUGUGUUCCUGGUUCUGGGAUGGUUAUGGAUUUCCUUUCUCUACGGGGGACUAAACACAAGAUUGUGCUUCAAAAGAAAUGACCAGAGAGCCCAGGCAGAAGCCAGAGCCAAAGCCUUGAUACAGGAAGACUACAGGAAAUUAGGGCCCUUAAAUUUUGCGGAGGGGGCCAUCUCUUUCUUUUUUGUGCUUUUUGCCGUGCUCCUGUUCACAAGAGAUCCCAAAUUCGUCACCGGCUGGUCCGUGUUGUUUAAGAAAGGGUACGUGUCGGACGCCGUCACCGGCGUGAUCAUCGUGUCUAUUUUGUUCUUCUUCCCUUCGCAGAAACCUUCUCUCCGAUGGUGGUUCGAUCCUCAAGCCUCAAACGCUCCUUAUGUGCCUCUCUUGUCGUGGAAAAAAGCCCAGGACUCUGUUCCUUGGAACAUCAUCCUGCUGCUCGGGGGCGGCUUCGCUAUGGCCAAAGCUUGUGAGGAGUCCGGGCUCGCCGCGUGGAUCGGAGGUCACCUCCAGCCUCUGGCCGAGGUCCCUCCGGCUGCAGCUGUGAUACUGAUCACUGCCUUCCUGGCCUGCUUCACCGAGUUCGCCAGCAACACGGCCACCAUCAUCAUAUUUCUGCCCGUCAUUGUCGAACUGGCUCUCCGUGUCUCGGUGAACCCUCUGUACUUCAUGAUCCCGGCCACAGUGGGAUGCUCGUACGCCUUCAUGCUGCCAGUGUCCACGCCGCCCAACUCCAUCGCCUUUGCGUCGGGACACCUGAUGGUGAAAGACAUGGUGAAGACCGGCAUCGUCAUGAACGUCCUGGGCGUCCUCUCCAUCUCUCUGGCCAUGAACACGUGGGGGGUCGCCAUGUUUGACUUGCACAGUUACCCAGACUGGGUUCACCCGAAGAACGCGUCUGCUCUGGUCACUGAUGUGCACGUCUCGUCUGUCCCGUCAUUCAACGCUACCCACUGAUCACACUCUGAUUACGAGCACAAAUAUCAGAAGAUUUUGUGAAGUUUUUAUCCCUGAUCAGGGAUAAAGUCGUUCUGUGGACACCUAUGCUGUUGCUUAAACUCCAGAAGGCUCUGAGAGCUUCAGAUGUCUUGUUUUAUAACGCCCUGAGGAAGUUUAUUGUACAUCUAAGAGUCUUUUUUAGCCUCUAAACCAUCCAGAUUUCAUCCUGUGAACAGAAGUUGGUGCAGCAAGUUGAAAACUGCUGAAUCACUUCAUCUUUUCCUUAAAACUUGACCAGAGAAAAGGUUUAAAAUGAACAAAGAUAGGAUUAUAGCUCAGAAAUAUGUUUUUAUUGUAUAUUUUAAAAACCUGACUGGUACUGCAGAGUGGGCUGCUUGUGUGGUUAUUACUUGACUGACCUCUGCUGGAAGAACGAGAGAGACCUCUGUGAAUAGAAAUAUAUAUUUUGUUUAAAAUCACUAAAGAGAUCAUGUUACUAUUUAAGCAUUCACAUAGUAUUAAGUUACAACACGUGACCAAUGUUUUUAAAUUUUAUCUGUAUUAUCAUAUGAUUUUUCAUGAAUGAAUGUUGUAAAUUAUGUUACAUAUCGAACGGCAUUUCUUCAUCUGUUACAAUGAGAUUUAAAUUGAGUUGUGAUGAUUCAGUCGUCUCGUUUCUGCAUCCGCUUUUAGUCUGUGCACAGCCUUGUGGGUAUUUCUCCUCGUGAACACGGCUCUGCUCCUGAAGGUAACGGGCAGCUGUGAAUUCUUGACAGUGUUUGCUUGGUGUUGUAAAAGCCUCUGAAGUCACGUGGGCCCCACAACAAUGGCUAACUUGUGGAAAGAUGUGUUGGUUACUCAGUGCAAGCAGGGUCGCCGACAAAGGGCCUGUAGCG
Salarias fasciatus (jewelled blenny) is the source of this 4045-nucleotide messenger RNA. RefSeq names its product solute carrier family 13 member 3 (gene slc13a3). Gene Ontology annotation, biological process: succinate transmembrane transport; citrate transport. Gene Ontology annotation, cellular component: plasma membrane. Gene Ontology annotation, molecular function: succinate transmembrane transporter activity; sodium:dicarboxylate symporter activity; citrate transmembrane transporter activity. The coding region runs from base 1356 to 3167 and encodes 603 amino acids. The record is from RefSeq and is a predicted model, not a curated record. NCBI's taxonomy places the organism in Eukaryota, Metazoa, Chordata, Actinopteri, Blenniiformes, Blenniidae. The transcript is spliced from 13 exons.